Molecule: messenger RNA, 5735 nt
Organism: Vespa crabro (European hornet)
Lineage: Eukaryota; Metazoa; Arthropoda; Insecta; Hymenoptera; Vespidae
Gene: wts
Product: serine/threonine-protein kinase Warts
Exons: 6
Coding region: 928-4194 (1088 amino acids)
Biological process (GO): positive regulation of apoptotic process; peptidyl-serine phosphorylation; hippo signaling
Molecular function (GO): protein serine/threonine kinase activity; protein binding; ATP binding
Source: RefSeq, a predicted model, not a curated record
GCACUUGUUACAUUUAAAUACGAACGAUUGGUAGAGAAUCGUGUUGACAUCCAUUUACCAUGGAGAUGCACUCUCGUAUUACCAACAAUUGACCGAGGGAUCACUCUGAAAUAUAGCUUUAGCAAACUAAAAUGUAUUUUCUUCAAAUAAACGGGAAAUCUCAUUUAGAGGUCCUAUCACUAUGUUAAUAUGGAGAUUCAUUGGUUUUUCUUCACAUAGACUUUAUGCACACCGUAAAUUACGAAAAAGAGUGUCAAGUCGGUGUAGGAAUGUGGCACUUCAAAAUGGCUGCCAGUCACUUUAGUAAUUUACGGCUCUAUCUUUCUUUGUUAUCGCUUGUAUAAUUACGACGGUGGAUCAAGAAAGAGAACAUUUGAAUUAAUCCAAAAAUAGUGUAUCAUACGUUCAACAGGCACAUUAUAGUCGUUAAAUGGAUCUUAGAAAAACGUGAGAACGGAAUAUGCUCAGGAAUCACAUUCUCGUCACCAUUGCUUUAAAAGAACUUACUUGAAGUAUUUCUUUGGCGAACACCUUAAUUGUGUGUUGAAUAAAGUGUUUAAGAACGACAGAUUAUAUAUAGAGAGAAUUUAUAAUCGAUUAAAUAGCACCUAUAUAGAAUAGGUUAAGCUUGGAGAUGAGCCCUAUCAUGUACGAGAAUACGAUGAGCACUUCUUGAAAAUUUUGUGUACACCGAUGUUUUAUUAUAGUUCUUGCAAUUUCGCACAUAAAACAUGCACGAAAUUGUAAGCCAUUCGAUGUGUUGCAUCCAACCCUUUGUGUAUUGUGGAUCGCUAGACUAUAUAUCGUUUCUACUACCAUGACAGCCCAGAGCAUCUAUGCAAAAGUACAUUAACAUCGAUCCUGUUCUAUAUAUAUAUGCCACAGCCAGAUUAAAGCUAGGUCCCUAAGGACCUAGCAUGGGCCACUAUGAAUCCACCUGCGGUCAGCAAAUCGAGCACUCGUGGCUCUGGAUACCAUCAAAAAGCACUAGCUGAAAUCCGCAAUUCUUUACUACCAUUUGCAAAUAUUGGAGGAGCUGGAGAAGUUGGUUCCAGUGCAGCCAGUACAAUAUCAACUUUAUCCACAACUAGUGGUAUCAGUUCAGCAUCCGGUCUCAGUGGUCUUUCAGCUGCAUCUGGGUGCACAGAUAAACCUGAUCAACGGCAGGCAUUAGCACAGUUAUUAGCUAUGGGAUACUCAGAGGAAAUAGGGUUGCGUGCCCUUAAACUCGCAGGAUGGCGCUUAGAUGGAGCAAUAGAGUUUUUAAAACAAGCACAAGGAGAAUCUCUUAAUGGUCUUGGUAAACUUAAUACCAAGCUGAUAAGAAAGCCAAGCUUAGAAAGGGAGCUAAGUCUCCAAAGAGGAAGCCCUGCAUUAGAUAGUGGUGCAGGAAGUUCACGAUCUGACAGCCCACGUUUGACAGAACUUAGUCCACAUCCACAAUUAAGUCGACAAUAUUCACCAAGCAAUUUUGUAGAACGUGAACCACCUCCACCACCUCCUCCAAGAUGUAGUUCUACACCGCCACCGCCACCACCACCUCAUGCUCCAUAUAGUCAACCAAAUGUACCAAGUAAUAUGCAGCAGAUGCUCAAGCGAAUGUCUCCCGCUCCAGUUGUACCGACACGACCUCCUCCAUCAGCACCUGGUAAUUCUGGAUCUACAUCAGGAUCAGGAAAUCCACCUCAAAGGGGUACAAGCCCUGUAGCAUCGUCUAAUAGUAAUACUAAUAGCCGCCAACCAAUGAUUGUUCAGAAUGGUCCACAAGUACAACAACAAUUAUCUCAACAAAUGCAAGCACUCAGUAUCUAUCAAGCAUGCGAUAGAAAUUCAAGUACGCAGGUUGAACCUCCGCCUCCUUAUCCAAUAGUCCCGUCAUCAUCGUCUGGUCCUGUUCAACCACCAUCUUACAGUGCUUCUAUGCAAAAUAGACAAAGUCCCACACAAUCUCAACAAGACUAUCGAAAAAGUCCAUCAUCUGGUAUAUACUCUGGUCCAACAUCAGCUGGAUCACCAAGUCCUAUUACUGUGUCCACUAUAUCUCCGAGUACACAGGGAUCCAUGGCUAGACCUACACCAUUACAGGCUUGGGGAGCACGUCAAGCUAAAACUCAACCACCUAUUAUUAUGCAAUCUGUUAAAAGUACUCAAGUACAAAAACCUGUUCUACAAACAGCCAUUGCUCCAACGUCUCCUCAACCAAUUUGUACAACUAGUAAUACACCACCACCUCCUCCAUCUUAUGCUUCAUCGAUUCAACAGAAACAACAGCAACAACAACCACCGCCAGCAUACCCUCCUGUCAAUAAUACUGGUACUGCACCAUCAAGUUCUGUAAGUGUAGGUGUUUCAGUAGGUGUGCCAACAACAGAACCUCCUAGUUAUGCUACAACAAUGCAAGCAUUAGCAGCACAACGUGGCAUACAUCAUCCACUUCCUCCCCCUCCUUACGGAACAGCCACAGAAGAUACAUCUGGGAUUUCUACAGUAGAAAGUAAUUCAGCACCUCGAUCUUCUCCAAUCGCUCAUCAUCCUCCAUUACAAAGAAAAUAUUCACCAGUGGACAAUUGUCCACAUUCAGUGGAGACACCACCUUUACCUCCAGUAGCAUCGACCUCUGUAUCAGCAAGAAAUAAUAACAAUCACUCAUCUUUACCAGAUGGAAAUGGAGGAAAAGGAGGAAGUGCACCGUCAUCUUAUAAAAUUAAACAUCAAUCUCCUAUUCCUGAACGAAAGCAUAUGAGUAAAGAAAAAGAAGAAGAACGUAGGGAUUGUAAAGUUCGUAAUUAUUCUCCUCAAGCAUUCAAAUUUUUUAUGGAACAACAUGUUGAAAAUGUACUGAAAUCUCAUAAACAACGCUUAUAUCGACGUCUUCAGUUAGAAACAGAAAUGGCUAAAAUAGGCCUAAGUGCAGAAGCACAGUGUCAAAUGAGAAAGAUGUUAUCACAAAAGGAAUCUAAUUACAUUAGAUUAAAACGGGCAAAAAUGGAUAAAUCUAUGUUUACAAAAAUAAAACCUAUUGGUGUUGGUGCUUUUGGAGAGGUAACACUUGUAAGAAAGCUUGAUACUAAUCAAUUUUAUGCAAUGAAAACAUUACGCAAAGCUGACGUACUGAAUAGAAACCAGGUUGCUCAUGUUAAAGCUGAACGUGACAUUCUAGCAGAAGCUGAUAAUGAAUGGGUCGUUAAAUUAUAUUAUUCGUUUCAAGAUAAGGAUAAUCUUUAUUUUGUGAUGGACUAUAUACCAGGAGGAGACUUGAUGUCUUUACUUAUUAAAUUUGGUAUUUUUAAAGAACCAUUAGCAAGGUUUUACAUCGCUGAACUUACAUGUGCAGUUGAAAGUGUUCACAAAAUGGGAUUCAUUCAUAGAGACAUUAAACCAGAUAAUAUUUUAAUUGAUCGCGAUGGACAUAUAAAACUGACAGACUUUGGACUCUGUACAGGAUUUCGCUGGACUCAUAAUUCUAAAUAUUACCAGCAAAAUGGUCAUGGUAAACAAGAUUCAAUGGAUCCAGCUGACGAUUGGAACAAUGAGUGUCGCUGUAUUCAAUUAAAACCAUUGGAACGCAGGAGACAUAGAGAACAUCAAAGAUGUUUGGCACAUUCACUAGUUGGAACACCAAAUUAUAUUGCGCCAGAAGUGUUACAACGCACAGGAUAUACUCAGUUAUGUGACUGGUGGAGUGUGGGUGUAAUUUUAUAUGAAAUGCUAGUUGGUUCUCCACCUUUUCUUGCCAAUACACCAGCUGAGACUCAAUACAAGGUCAUUAAUUGGGAGACCACACUUCAUAUCCCUAAACAAGCAAAUCUAUCGCCUGAAGGUAUGGAUUUAAUAUUAAAACUUUGCGUUGGCGCAGAUCGUCGAUUAGGUAAAAAUGCAGAUGAAGUCAAGAGUCAUCCAUUUUUUGCAAGUAUUGAUUUUGAAAAAGGGCUACGCCGACAGGUAGCACCUCACAUACCUCGCAUUCAAUAUCCUACAGAUACAAGUAAUUUUGAUCCUGUGGAUCCUGACAAGUUAAGAAAUUCUGAAUCCUCAGAUUCUAAUAAGUCAGACGAAUUAUUAGAUAAUGGAAAACCAUUUCACGGUUUCUUUGAAUUCACAUUUAGGCGCUUUUUUGAUGAUGGUGGUGGUCCUGCAUAUCCUAGUCGAAUAAGUUUGGAUGAUAAUGAUAAUCAAGGUCCUGUUUACGUAUGACAGUAGGUUAGUUAAAAGAAAACGAAAAAAAAAAAAACAAAUCAUAAAUCUCAUCAGAUAUCAAAAUUAUUGGUGUCUUAAAAACUGCAACCAGUAUCAUAUCUUUCUAAAGUUUUUUUCAGCAUUGUGUGGUUAACUAAAUUACACGAAGUCGCAAUUUUUUUUCAACUUAUAGAUAUAUGAAUACGAACGUAUCGUACUAUAUAGUUAGAAAAAAGAAAAUAUUACAUUAAAGAAAGUACACAUAUUAGAUUAGUGUAUUUUUUGUCAUUAUUACAGAUUUUUAUAUUUUAGAACUGAUUAUAAUUGUUUUCAUGCUUUGUUAGCGCGACUGUACUUCUCGAAUAGUACUAUAUUUGACUUAAAUCAUUAAACUUUCACAUAUCUGCAAAACUGUCCACUACACAUUGUUGUGUUUCUAUGGAAUCACAAAUUAUUAUGGGCAUUUGUAUGAAAUCUAAAUUUUGUAUGUUUAUUGCGUCUUAAAUAAUGCCCUAUAUAAUAUAGCUUGAGUGAUCAGGAUCGUUUUCUAUUCCAUAACGUGCGAUUAUAACAUAUGGCUAAGAAAAAAGGCAGGGUAACUUUAAUGGCACAAGUUUACCUUGAUACAAUAAUGGCCAAUAGACACGAAGGGGUAGAAAUAAAAUGAUUAAUGGCUAGGCAAUAUAUUCUCAUGGAGCAUGUUUUUGCAAAUAUUUUGCUUGCCAUUUAUUUUCAUUUAGAUUGGCUUCAUAUCAGAAAGUACGUGUUUAGUACGUUUCAACGAGUACUGUGAUAUUGCAGAUAAUAAUAAUAAGAGUUAUACGGCUUUUAAAUAUAUUGGUCCUAUUUAACAUUUUCUUUUAUAUCAAAUGCUAUGUCGAAUAUAAUUAUAAAUAAUGAUAAUAAUAAUUAUUAUUAAACUAUUAAUUAUUAUACUGUAUAGAUUUGUGAAUGGAUGUAAUGUGUUCAUUGCGUAUUAUGCAGCUUUUAAUUGUCUAAACAUUUUUUAAUAUCUUCAUAUGCUAAGAAAUAUUAUUGAUGAAUUGUUACACUAUAUACAUUACAUACAUAUUUCUUAUAAACCUAAUUCCCUGGAAUAUAAUUUUCGGAAUUAUUGUUAUUUAAAAGCAAAAGGGAAAAUCGUUAAUGAAGAAGUCGUAUAUUAUUUUGCACAAUGAAACUUUGAAAUCGAAAAUUUAAAAUUAAAUAAAGGUAACUCGACUUUUGUAAAAUACUUGUAACUAAUUACAUUGCUGGCACAGUAUCGUUUUUAUAGUCAAGUUGCCAUUGUUUAUAAAGAAACAAUUACAAUAAGAAUGUUAACAAUAGAAAAAAACUUGUAUAUAUGUAUGUAUAUAUAUAUAUUAUUCUAUGAAAUGAUUUAUUUUAAUCUUUGUCUUAUCGAAAGUGAGUCCAAAAUCAGAUAUAUUUUGUUAUCUAUUUCUUUCAAGCUGCAAAAAUCACUAUUAUUUAUGUAAUGGCAAUGGUGUACCUUACAGCAUUAAAAAGUGCCUUCUUUAAAUAAUCUUGUAUUCAGGAUUAAAAUAUUCUCUUCAAAA